CUGCCUUUCGUCUCCUCUACUCAGCCACCUUUGCCUUCUGAACUGCAUACAGAGAGAGAACCUACACUUCUACAGCCAUGACGACCGUCGUAUUGAAGAUGCUGUGCGUUCUGCUCUGUGCAGUGUUCGCCUCUGCUGAUGUCAUGCCCAUGACUGACUUCGACCUGGAACAGAUGGGAGGAAAGUGGUAUCUCAUUGGCUUUGCUACAAAUGCAAAAUGGUUUGUCAGUCACAAAGAUGACAUGAAAAUGGGAACUGCCAUGAUGACGCCUACAGAGGACGGAGAUCUUGAUAUCAGUUACACUAACAUGAAGACUGAUGGUACCUGCUGGAGAAUGACACACCUCGCGAAGAAAACCGAGACUCCGGGACGUUUUCUCUUCUACAGCCAGCGUUGGGGAAAUGACAACGACAUGCGUGUGGUUGAUGCCAAAUUUGAUGAGUACGCUCUCGUUCACACCAUCAAGACCAAGGGAGGCGUUUCUGAGAUUCUCAACAAAUUCUACAGUCGUACUACAGAAAUUACUGACGACUUGAAAGAAAAGUUUAGGCAGUUCUCUGUGGACACCGGCAUCCUUGAGGAAAACAUCGUCAUGCUGCCACCAAACGGAGAAUGCUCAGUUGCCUAAACGUCUCAAAGACAAAAAGACAAAGACAACUUCAGCUGGUCUGAUCAUUUCACCUGAGAAACUGAUGUGAAUUCGCUGGCCCUCUUGUCUGCUAGGUUUUUGUCUCUCAUUUUGUAUGGAAACAUCAGUUUUGUUUUUGCCU
Molecule: messenger RNA, 771 nt
Organism: Labeo rohita (rohu)
Lineage: Eukaryota; Metazoa; Chordata; Actinopteri; Cypriniformes; Cyprinidae
Product: lipocalin
Exons: 6
Coding region: 78-629 (183 amino acids)
Molecular function (GO): small molecule binding
Source: RefSeq, a predicted model, not a curated record